CUUGCAUUGUGUCUGAAAGAUCAGAAGGCAGCAGGAGCGUCAUCGCACCAUCGCCUAGGUGAACUCAGUCAGAUGAAGUGCAUCCACUGUGACAGCGAGUAACGUUACUGUCGUCUACUGGGAGUCGAUACUCUUUUUACAUGGGAAAAUUUAAGAUAGCCACAGAUUACCGCUACUACUGAGGGGAAGAAGAAAAAAAACGUGUCAGAGUGAGUUGGUGAUUCAAGAAAGCCCCGAGGGGGAGAUGACCAAGGAGGACGUGCCCGAGUCUUCAGAGGGGGACUCGGUCCUGGGGCGACACCGCAGCUUCUCACCGGACGCAGAUCGGCCCGUCGUCCACCCGGUGGCGUCAGCCCCGAUGCCCUCCGACUGUGAGUUCUCCUUCUUUGACCCGAGCGACCCGCAGUGCCGGGAGGUUCUGCUGGACCCUCGGACCUCGGUGCCGGAGCUGUUCGCCGUCCUCAGACAGUGGGUCCCUCAGGUCCAGAAGAACAUCAGCCUGAUUGGCAACGAGAUUCUGAAGCGAGGCUGUGGUGUGAACGAUCGGGAUGGCCUGACAGACAUGAGCCUGCUCCAUUACACCUGCAAAGCAGGAGCACCCGGCAUUGGUGACGCAGAGACCGCGGCCAGCUUCGCGCGGCAGCUCCUGUGUCUUGGCGCCCUGCCAGGCCUUCGCAGCCGCUGGACCAACAUGAACGCGCUGCACUACGCGGCGUACUUCGACGUGCCCCCCCUCAUACGCGUGGUCCUGCAGGCCUCCCCCCCCGGCGAGGUGGACGCCACCUGCAGCGACUUCGACUUCGGCACCGCCCUGCACGUCGCCGCCUCCAACCUGUGUCUGUCAGCCGCCAAGUGCCUGCUGGAGAUGGGCGCCAACCCCGCCUUCAGGAAUGAGAGAGGCCAGUGUCCGGCUGACGUCGUGCCCGAGCCCCUGGACAUGCCCCUGGAGAUGGCGGACGCGGCGGCCCAGGCCAAGGAGAUGCGCGCCCUCCUGAAGGACGUCCUGCCCCAGCCGCGCGCCCCCGUCCCGUCCCGCCCCACCGGCGUCCUCUCCGACAAGGCCAGGGCUCAGCUCAGCGCCAUGGGCAUCCAGAUCGGAGACCGCGUGGUCAUCGCCGGCCAGAAGGUUGGCAUCCUGCGUUUCUGCGGCAGCACAGACUUUGCCGGCGGUCAGUGGGCUGGGGUGGAGCUGGAUGACCCCGAGGGGAAGAACAAUGGCUCAGUGGCGGGAGUCCAGUACUUCAGCUGCCGCCCUAAACACGGUAUCUUUGCGCCCCUGUCCAAAAUCACCAAGCCGUCGGAGCGUCGCAGGAACGCCCCCCUGCGGAGCUCUACCCCCCUGCGCUCCGCCCGGCUCGACCUGUCCCACGUCACCUCCAAGGUGAACACAGGGAAAAGCACUCCGUCUGUCCAAAAAACAGCCGAGAAACCGAAAGGGUCUGCUGCCCCCAUACAGGGCUCCAGCGAUCCCCUGGUGGGCAAGACAGGCAUUCUCUCGCGAAGCUGCUCCUCCUCCUCUUCCUCUCUUGACUCCAGGCACGGCCCUGCUUCUCGGCCCCGCCCGCUUCCACGGCAACGGCCGCCCGCCCGAAUGCGAAGAGAGCGAGCCCCGCCCACUUCAAAGGCCACGCCCCCAACCGUUCAGACCCCCGCUGGCGCCAGAACGAGGACGCCCUCGGCGAGCAGCUCGGUGGGCGAGGCCUCGGAGGUGCGGCUGGGGGAGCGGGUCCUGGUGGUGGGCCAGCGGACGGGCGUGGUGCGCUUCUACGGCAAGACCAGCUUCGCCCCGGGGUUCUGGCUGGGCGUGGAGCUGGACAAGCCCAGCGGGAAGAACAACGGCUCAGUGGGGGGCGUGCAGUACUUCAGCUGCCCCCCCAAACACGGGGUCUUCGCCCCUCCCUCACGCGUGCAGAGGAUUCACGGCUCUCUCGACUGCCUGUCAGAGCUCAGCUCCUCCCGACUCAACCGCUCCUUCACCGGAAUCCGCCGCAGUUUCAGCACCUCUUCCGCCAUCUCCACUCCAAGGGAGCCGAGCCGCAGGAGUCCGGUCAGCAGGACCCGCCCCACGCCGCUGCGGCGUAGGUGGAGCACGGUGAGCGGGGGCGGCGCCGGGGGGGGCGGAGUCUCGGGCGGGGCCAGCUCAGGCGCCGCCUCCUCGGGCUCGGACCGGGCGGUGAAGCUGCACCUGGGCAUGCAGGUGCUGCUGACCAGCGCCAACGAGAUGGGCGCCAUCCGCUACCUGGGCACGGCGGACUUCGCGCCCGGGCUGUGGCUGGGCCUGGAGCUGCGCUCCGCCCGGGGCAAGAACGACGGCGCGGUGGGGGAGCGCCGCUACUUCAGCUGCCGGCCCGGCCACGGCGUCCUGGUGCGCCCCAGCCGCGUCACCUACCGCGGCAUCAACGGGGGCCGGCUGGUGGACGAGCCCAGCUGAGGAGGGAGGGAGGGAGAGGGGGUGCUGGGAGGGGGAGGGGGGGGGUUUUGGGGACUUUAUUCCACCUGCGUCCCAGAGUGUCCCUACCUGCAGCCGCCUGGCAGCCGGGGAAUAGUCCACCAGUGAAAACGUUCAUCGGUUACGUCAGACGUUGUUUUUAAUCAUCUGAAAGCAGGGUCGUGCACAAAGAGCAAAAAGCAGGCUGUUUGGAAUGUCAGCUUCAAAGUGGGAGGAAGGGGAUUGGGGUUGGGGGGGUGUUGAGGUGUCAGCAGGCUAGCGGGGAAAAAGCCGCCGUUCCACACUGCCGUUCCGAUGAUAUUCUGCCCGUACUCUGCCCUACCCCCCUCACCCCCCCCACCCACCCCAGAAUGGAGCGGCACAGGAGCUCCUGUAGCUGCUAUGAACAGACUGGCUCCUUUCUUUAGCCCCUUCCUUUCCUUGCUGCCCCUGACUGACACCAACUGCCCUGGUCUGAAUAAGACAGCACAGCAUCAGUCUUACAUCAGGCCACGCCCCCAAGGACUUUCCCAUAAUCCCCCCCCUCAGUCCCGAAAACCCCACCCACAUUACGGCACUUUAAAAACUCCACCCACGAACGAGCAGCGAGCCGGUAAAAUACCGUUACUUCCCCUCAGCCUCUCGCUGCUAAUGUGAAGGAGGAAGGAGAGAAAGGAGGGGGUUUGCACUUUUGUAGAGAGCUUCAUCUGACGCUUCUCCUAGCUUUGCGCUAAUUUGUUCCCCAGCUCGCUUCUGACCUGCAAGCUUUCUUAGGUUUCCCUUUUAGAGGAAGGAGCCACAGGGUUUUGCUAGCCAUACGUUGUAUUAAUUCAGCUAAGUAAACGCAUAUCAUUAAGGAGAUAUGUGUGUCUAAUACAUACAGUUCAAGUGUUGAAUUGAAAUGCAUAGUUUUACGGAAAGCUCUGUAUAGUGCACAGAGGAUUAUUGUUUAAUUUGAAAUUGCUGUAGUUCUGAACCUUCACGCUAAGGCUAAUCCUUACCUUCGGUUUUGUGUGUGUUAAUAUGUUUUAUUUGGAUUGAAUUACGCCUGUGUAGUACGAGUUAAAAGAAUGUGAUUUUGUUAUAUGCUUUCGCUGUUUUUUUGGUUGAGGAGGACCUCCCCCCCCUUUGUCACUGCCGUACCCCCGUUAAUCAGGGGGUUCUCGUUGGCAUGAUACGUUGGCGUGCUGGCAGUGUUGGGUCUUCCAGCAUCCGAUUUUUAGGACAAUUUUUUGGAUAAUUCUGACAGGGUAUGACCCAGAGGAUUGUGGGAUUGUUGGUCCGUGCCCCCCCCCCACGUGUUUUGCACAGUAGCGCUGCAGCAGUUCGGCACGAACGCUGAAUUCCCCAACAGCCCCAAAGUGUUCCCGCGACUUGAAAAGGUUCCAGUCCUGAAAUGUAGCGUUUAAUGCGCUGAUGGAGAAAUGGAAGUGGAGCUCUGUUUAAAUCCCUCAUCACUGCUCCUCCUACCCAUCGUGUUUGGGUCUGUUUAAAAAAAAUAAAUAAAAAAGGGCGCGAUGGAAGAAAAUCAAUAGAGACUCCAGAUAUCAUCUGCUUGCUUUGGAAUCGUGUCUGGCUGCGUGGAGAUGGGGCGGGGGCUCCAUUGUACUUGAAAGCAGGUAACGGGGGAUUCUGAUGGGGGGAUGUGAGGUUACGGGGAGUGCUGUCCUCAUCUGGCCACCCGUUCGUGCAGAAAAACCCCAAAACUGGCUCGAUUCUGUACUGGAGAUUUUGGAAACAGAUCCAGUGUCUCGUUUUUCGGUGUGUUGUGUGUUUAAGAGUGUAAUUGUGCGUGCUGCGAAACUUUUAUUAUUUUCCCCUGCAGUGAAGAUCGGUGUACAUAUUCGGUUAUUUGCUGCCAUUGAUCAUGCUGUAUUCUAGCGGUGGGAUACAUCAGUGAAUUGCUUUGAAGUAGCCAGAGAGAUAUUUGUAAAAUAACAAAGAAUAAUAAAAGAUUUAUAUUCUAAUUUCACUAAA
This is a messenger RNA of Anguilla rostrata (American eel), 4405 nucleotides long. Its product is annotated as CAP-Gly domain-containing linker protein 4-like. Gene Ontology annotation, biological process: cytoplasmic microtubule organization. Lineage: Eukaryota; Metazoa; Chordata; Actinopteri; Anguilliformes; Anguillidae. Gene Ontology annotation, cellular component: microtubule plus-end; cell cortex; nucleus. The transcript has 16 exons. The record is from RefSeq and is a predicted model, not a curated record. The coding region runs from base 245 to 2431 and encodes 728 amino acids. Gene Ontology annotation, molecular function: microtubule plus-end binding.